Nasonia vitripennis (jewel wasp) is the source of this 4499-nucleotide messenger RNA. RefSeq lists its product as uncharacterized. Gene Ontology annotation, molecular function: protein binding. The transcript has 6 exons. The coding region runs from base 885 to 3686 and encodes 933 amino acids. The record is from RefSeq and is a predicted model, not a curated record. Gene Ontology annotation, cellular component: cytoplasm. Gene Ontology annotation, biological process: developmental pigmentation. NCBI's taxonomy places the organism in Eukaryota, Metazoa, Arthropoda, Insecta, Hymenoptera, Pteromalidae.
ACUGUACUGGUGGAACGCGAGCGAGUACCGGGAUACAUCAGUCGCAGCACGCCCCCCGAGUACGAGAACGUCAGCGGCAUUAUCGGCGCGCACAAUGACGAUAAGCGGCUCCACUGCACCGCUUUCACGACCUUUUAGUUUUUAGCCCGCAGUCUGAAUCUUUUUGACAAAUCGACCAACGACUGCUCUGGAUAUUAUAACCUCUUGUGAUUAUUUCUGCGUGCUUUGAUAUGAACUUUUCAAAAUAAUACACUGCUACUGCGCAUAUUGACGAAAUUCCAUUGGAUAUAUACUUAAGCUAUCAUAUAUUAUUUUGCCUUUCUUGCUUGAAUAUGUAAAUUUUUGCUCAUUAUUCGCUAGCUUCGGUAGUUUUAAUCGAUCGUUAUUCGACUGUACAUAAUUACGCAAAGACAACAAUAAAUAACCUUUCUCAUUAAAUUUGUCGAUUUUUUUUUCGGAGCUGCGUGUAAGACAAUACAGUCGCGCGUUUCAAUCAUAAUUCUACAUUCUAUCAGGUGCGGGGAGCCUCCGAACUCGGCCUCCAGAGGGACUGCCAACUCUACCGCGUAACGUCGUUUGCAAAUUUGCAAUUCACCUAUAUAGAGAUGCCUACAUCGUUCGCGCGAUUGCAUCCUCAAUAUAUAAUGCAACUCCGCGUACUUAACCUAGAAUUUCAAAUUCUCCUCGCCAUUGUUGAUCGGUGCAGUAGUCUGCUAAACAAACGUCGCCUCGUCCCUUUGCAACAGUUUAGAUAAUAGUAGUCCGCCCAACCCACCGUUCGACUGCACAAGAUGUAUCGAUAGGGGAACGCGAUAAGACUGACUUGUGUGUAAUUUAUCAUUUCUUUCAAGGCUCAAUAAUAAGUAUACGCAUACAAGUGGAAUAUGCAGGAGAUCCCCUUUAUACUCACAGAAUGGCAAGAGCUCAACUCCUUACUCUACGCGCCUCUCAGUGCAACCAAAAGAAUUCAGUACACGUGCAUAGCUGUCUCGGAAAACUACAUUGUACUUGGAGCCACAAGUGGAAGCAUCUACUUGUUCUCAAGAGAGCCGUGCGCUUUCCAACAACUGAUUCCACUAUCGGAAGGAGCUGUAUUUCGAGCACAAAUAUCACCUGAUGAGAAAACCAUAGCUUUGGCCACUAUUAGAGGCUCCAUUUGUUUGGUGGCUCUGAAACCAAAUGUCAAGCUGAUGACAAUCUCUACGGAGCACAUAGGAGAAAAAGUCACUUGCUUGUGUUGGAAUGAAAACAGCACAGAGGUUUACGCAGGAGACGAGACAGGCAAAGUAUCUGCUUCUGUCAUUUCCAAUUUUAUGGUAAAUGGCAUGUUCCAGUCUCCAUCCUGUGCUUUGAUGAGUUUGGAUUCAAAUAUUGUACAAAUGAAUCACACCUUGUCUUUAUUGUUAAUAUCCACAUUGAAUCGCUGCUACAUUUGUGAUACAGUGUCGGAGCAAUAUAAACAAAUUGGCAACAAGCCUAGAGAUGGCGAAUUCGGAGCUUGCUUUCUCAAAAGUCACAGUAGUGAUAAAAAUUUUUCAGUGCAGAGAAGAAAAAAAGAUGCUAUUUCCAAUGUUAAACAUGUGUUCAGCAUGACUGGGGAGGUCAUUAAUGGAGUUGACCUGGAGGGACUUCCAAAAAUUUACUGUGCACGUCCUGGCUCAAGGCUUUGGGAGGUAACGGCCACUGGCGUUGUCAUAAAAACUCACCAGUUCAAGGAAGCCUUGGCCAUUCACCCCCUUCCUGUUUUUAAGCCAUCAAUUGGAAAACUUUUUAAAUUAAGAAAGCAAGAUCAAACGUGGCCAGCGCAAUCGAUCAAUUUUCCUCAACUUUUUGUAAUCAAUCAUAAAUAUUUAUUUUCGUACACAAUGAAUGGUCUGUACAUUUUUGAUCCAGAAAAUGCUGAAGUCUUACUGUGGAAUGACGAAUUUCCAGAUAUAUUCAUGGCGCACAUCAUAGGUGAUAAAAUUUAUUUAAUGACGUCUUCCGGAGUAUUUCACUGCCUCACGCUUGCGUCCGUCGAUUCUUUGAUUUUGAAGCUUCAUGAUAAAAAAUUAUACAAAGAGUGCUUGGAGAUGUGCCAAAUACUCAGACCAAAACUUGUGAGUUCUGUUAUAGAAGAGUCUUGUGAUAUAGAUAUUAAGCAAGCUACUGAUCCAUCAGAGACACUCGUCCCAAUCAUUUCUCUGAUCAAGUCCAAUCAUAAUACUCAGCCAAUAAAACUUCAAUCUGGCAUUGUCAUAGUCAAUGCUGGCCACAAGAACUCUAAUGAGCCAAUUGUAUAUUCUGAAAAAAAACUUGGAAGAACCGAGAACUUGGAUGAACUGGAAGACUUAUUAAUUUCUUUAAAUACCAAUGGAACUUCCAAUUCCGAUUUAUCACAAAGAAACUCCAAUGGAAAAAAUCUUGAAACAGGAAAUCAUAUAAACAGAAAUGGAUUUUCUAAUGAUGUGGCAGAAGACACCAAAUCGGAAGAUGUGUCUUCAUUACAGAAAAUUAUAUCUGAUGUUCAAGCCGAUUUAGAAUCACUGUAUACAUCAAUCAGUACACAGAUGAAACCUAACAUAACCGAAGAGGAGUUGAAAGAUAUUAUAAAGUUGUUUGUUGAAACUUUAGAUAAUGUAAAGAAAAAGUAUGAAGUCUCUAGCGAAUUACUGAGUUAUCUAUUUGAAGUGAUUCGCUCAGCAGAACUUCAUUAUGGCGAUUGUUUACUAGAAAAUUUGCCUAUAGAAUUACUUAAGAAAAGCGAGAAUCAAGAGAUGUUAAUGCAGUUAGUCAAAAUCUUUGUUGACGUUAAUUCAUCAAAGUUUAUUGAAUGUUGUUGCGGAUUUCCGUAUCCAGUUUUCGGCGCAGGUACUAACAAAUCGUUGGAACCGAAAUUUUACGACAUCGGAAAAGUCCUCUUGGAUAAACUACAAUCUGCAACCGAGUCUGCAGACAAUGUAUCAUUAAAAGUCUGCAACCAAAUACCCUUCAUGUGGAGAGAUUAUUUGUCUAUAAAAGGAUACACGAAGGAGUGCAUCUCUGAUACUUUGCUAAAGCAGUGCCUUCAAACCAGAGAUAAUUCAGUCCUCUCUACAAUUUUGCCCAUGUUGAACGAGCAUCAAUGGAAAGUGACAGCUCAGUGCUUCGAGAAUAUUAAAAACGGGCGGUGCGUUGGUUGCGGUAAGGCCUACGACAGCGACCACAUUUCUUCUAAAGACUUCGCUAUCGAUUGGCCUGGUGUUACGCGCUUGGUUAUUAAAAAACAAGGACCUAGUAAAGCCAUGACAUUUUUAGCCACAGUAAAUGCAAAUUUACCGAAUACAUCUUUUGAGAAAAGUGUUUACCAAUCAAUCAUAUUUUCAACAAUACUAAACCAUCACGGUGUCAACCAUGCAAUUGAGAUUGACCAAUCGAACGUCGAGCACAACUCUAUUUGCUCUCCCAAGAUCCUGCAAGACGUUGAACAGGCAGUUGAGCAAGAUUUAGAUGAACCAGUCAACAAGGAAAUAUUUGGUUCAGGACCUCAUCAUUGGGGAAUGCGUUACAAUUUGGCCUCGUCCACUUGCCCGUGUUGCACAUUAUCGUUGCAAACGCCGGUUCUAUUAGGGAACAACGGCAUAGCUCUCUUUCCUUGCGGCCAUGCUUACCAUGUCAAUUGUAUGAUCCAAAAAAAGAUUUCAAGAUGCAAUCUCCAUAUGCAAUAACCAUCGAAGUGAGUGUCUGUAGAAUUAUUUAUUGGUCUGUUGGACUAUACAAUAUUCAAUCAUCUAGUCUCGAACCGUAUCAAGACUCGCAACCAUGGAUUCAAUCUUUUUUCCAUGCAAUGCUAUUUUGUAAAAAUAUUUGUAGAUAGCUGAUAAUCUUUUUUUUUUUUUAAUUAUGUUAAUAAUAAUGUAAAAUGUCGUCAAGUUAUUUAAAAAAGUAUUAAACUUAAUUUUAUUGAUUUGUUUAAUACUGACAGUAUACAUAAUGCUCAAAAACGUGGGGCUUGAUGUGUCAUUUAAAAGUUUUUGGCAUAAAAUUGAAAAUUUGCACAAAUUUUAAAAGUGCAUUGACUAAAGACUAGAUAUACUUUCUUUACAAUUCUAUUUCAGUCUUUUAAAUCAGUAAAAAUAAAUCACUACUAAACGCACUUGUAUGUACAAAUUUAGAAGUCUAAUUUAUAAUAGUUUGAGGUAGAUUUAUAAUCGCAGUUUCCUCCUUAAAAUUUAUACAUGUAUAUAUGGUUGCAAUAAUUAUAAAUUUUAAUGCACGCCCUAGACAUAAUUUACGUCAAAACUUUUUAGAAAAAUAAUAUCGUUAAUUUGUACAUUAUAAACAUUAAAUCAGUCUGAUAGUCAAUUUUAGAUCCGCAAAAGUGCAAUCUAUUCUAAUUUCGUUUGAAUAUUCUAUAAAUUUAAAAAAAUACUUGUACUGCUACAAGUUCGCACAUAAAACAAUCAUCGCAUUGACAAAAGUUAAUAAAAAAUUUGUAAAAAAAUUCUGAGUGUGAAAUACAAAACUAAAUUGAGCAGUUA